Molecule: messenger RNA, 1723 nt
Organism: Prionailurus viverrinus (fishing cat)
Lineage: Eukaryota; Metazoa; Chordata; Mammalia; Carnivora; Felidae
Product: transport and Golgi organization protein 1 homolog
Exons: 18
Coding region: 73-1560 (495 amino acids)
Biological process (GO): vesicle cargo loading; protein secretion; endoplasmic reticulum to Golgi vesicle-mediated transport
Cellular component (GO): endoplasmic reticulum membrane; endoplasmic reticulum exit site
Source: RefSeq, a predicted model, not a curated record
ACCCCCACCACCUCCUCACCUCCAUCUGUACCUCCUCUCUGGUGCCCAGGCGCCCCCUGAAAGGACCAGAAUAUGACGGUUCAGAAGCUAUUUUUCUGUAUGCUCUUACUCGGGUAUCCCGGUUACCCCAACACAAAUCUUGUCCAUAUUUUGGCUGACCAUUUCCCUCUUGGCUCUCGUGUCUUCGGAACUCUGGGGAAGCUUGCCGUCAUUACUGCCACCGUUGCAAUUUGUGCAUGUCUUAUUUACCUCUGGAGAGUUGUCCUUGCUACAGAGCCUCCAGUAUAUCCAGUUAAUUUACAGCAAAAAACUGCAAAGAUCAACACGUUGGAGAAAGAAACCACAGAGCUGGCUGAAGCAAUAUCCAUGUGGGAACAGAAGAUACAUCUUCAAGAAGCGAAGAGAGAAAGUAACAUUCACUCUGCUGAAGCUCUUAAGUUGAAAUCAGAAGAUGCAAACAGUCAAUUGGAGGAACUGAGAGCCUGGAGGUCCCAUAACCGUGCACUGGAAGCAAGGAUAAAGACUGUGGAAGACAUUCGUAAUGCUUUGAGUUCUAUUAAAGCAAUCAGGGAAGAAACAGCCAAAAGCCUGAAGGAGAGAGGAGACGUCCUUGAUAAAUUCUAUGAAGAAAGAAAAACGGCUACAGCAAAGAAUCUGGAUAUGACAAACUGUGAACUAGUGGCAAUGAAGAAUCAGAUGAUAACUGCAGAGGAAAAUCUGAAAAUAGCUACAAGGGACAUACACAAGUGCAAACAGCAAAUUGAACAAACACGAGAACAGCUGCAGAAGGCAGAACUCACCUUCACACACCAGGUCGCAGUUUAUGAGCGUAAUGCUCAGCACAACUGGAUCAAGACUCGGAUCUGGGAGACGAAAAUGGCGGAGCAGAGCCGAGAGGUCGCCCGCUUGAAACACAGACUGGAUGAGAUGGAAGGAAAGAGGCUGCUUGAGGGAUACAGGAGGCGGAGACCAAUGCCUGGAAGUCCAGAGAUGCAGAACCCUGCGAGGAGAGAGCCUUUAGACGAAGCCGAUGUCACUCCCAUGAGUCACAACUACAAGCAGUCUACCAACAAUGCCGAGAAGGACAAGGGCAGUGUGGAUCCGUGGCGACCUCCUCCAUCAACUGGAAGAUUCUGCCCACCCUACUAUAGAGGCCACCCUUUGAUCUGGGCACAUCCACCUCCUGUACCAGGUUCGGGACCAUCCCGAACCCCUCCACCUGCACCACUUGGGCCUUUUGCGGAACCACAUGUUGCUCCUGUGAGUAAGAACAACACUGACUCUACCAAAAGGAUCACGGAGGACAAGGCCAUUAUGAAUGCAAGAGGGCCUGGUCCUUCCCCAGGAUCGCCUUGCAGGCUGUCUCCCAUGGACCACCCUUCACCACCAGUCACGGGCUAUGGGCCACCUCCGCCUCCUCCACCAGCUCCUCCACGUACUAAAUUUGGUUUGCGUCUCCGAAAGUUCUCUCGCAAUCUCCUGAGGUUUUGCCUGUGUUCCUGCUGUGUCAGCUCUAACACCAGCUCUCGGCGGUCAUCUCAGAGCCUCAGGAGAAUGUGAAAUUUGAAGAGGACCCUGAACUGUGACCACCGGCUGUGGUGAUGUGAUAUAUUUAGAAAAGUUGUCUGAUAUGCGUAUUUGACUGAAUUCUUUCCCUGACCAUUCCUGUCCCCUCUAUUUUGUUUUUCCUCGUUUCCCCUAAUAAACCCAUCACAGUUCUGUA